Messenger RNA from Arabis nemorensis, 957 nucleotides. The record is from the annotation of a GenBank genome assembly. NCBI's taxonomy places the organism in Eukaryota, Viridiplantae, Streptophyta, Magnoliopsida, Brassicales, Brassicaceae.
AUGGUUAUCCACUUGAUCUUUCUCCUCACGCAAACCCUAAUCCUAAUAGUUCUCUCUAUUCCCUCUCUCAUCAACACUUCCCAAUUGGAUUACGAUACUCUAGUUUUCAAACAAUGUGAUUUGACAGACACAAACAUCCUCCAAAAAACAACAAAAUAUCGAAAUUACUUGAAUCAGAGUCUCCUUAUUCGCGCACAAGCCGUUUCUUCUUUCUUACGCAAACUCGAAUCCGAAUCCUCUCGAUCUAAAUUCUAUAAGACUCUUGUUGGUAACGAAGAACACGCCGUCUCGGGAUGGUUCCAAUGCAGAGAAGAUUAUCCGAGUGAGAUCUGCCAUAGAUGUGUUGGUGAUCUUCGUGAGAUUUCGUCUAGAUUAUGUGGGAAUGCCACGUCAGCUCGUGUUCAUCUCCGAGGAUGUCACUUGAAAUACGAAAUCGAACUUGUUGGCACCCCUAGUGCUCAAGCUAAUAAUCAUCAUAACUACAAGUUAUUUGAAACACCGGAACAUGGUCUUAUCCACAAGAUAUGCGAAGGAGCUACGGCGGAGAUAUUCGCCGGAUUCGAAGAGAUGAGGACGGAGGCACUCACCGCAGCCGAAACAGGAGUAGUUGACGGCCACGGAUUCUAUGAAGAUAGCUACAAGCUCCUCCACGUUGUUGCUCAAUGCGACGGCCACGUUAAAGCUUGCGAUUGCGGCGAGUGCAUUAGUGCUGCCGCGGCCGCAGCGGCGGAAGAGUGUCGGUGGUCCAUCGCCGGUCAAAUUUACUUGGAAGGGUGCUACGUCGGAUAUACAUAUUACCCGCAUGAAAUCCCCGACGAGUCAUACCACGAAGAAGGGACAAAGGCUAACACGGGGAAGUCGUUGGCGAUAGUUGUCGGAGUAGUAGCGGCUUUGGUCUUUGUUGGUAUAAUUUUCAUGUUCCUCAAGAGCUUGCGUAGAAAAGGAGAUGAUUGUUGA